UUGCUUGGUGGAAACUAUCGAAGCAGAAUGGGUGGGGGAUUAGUAUACAAUCGACGAGAAUCAACGUUAUCGGAGGCUCGUGAGUCUUAAAAAUUCAAAUUCCUGUCGAGCACCUUGUGUUCGCUCAUCAGCACCCCACAACUGUCGUUCCCCAUAUCGCCAAGAGCAUCCCGGGAUCGAAAUAUUCAGAAUCAUUAUGGCGUUGACGGCGGCCCUUGCUCUCGCGGCGCUGCUGCCGGCCGCGGCCGGCGAGACGGUCCUCGGCGUCUACAUUUUUCAUCGGCACGGUGACCGAACGGCCAAGGAGUGGCCGCCGACGGCGCUGACAGCCCUGGGAACGGAGCAGGUGCUCAGUUCCGGUACCUACUACCGUAACCGCUACAUCGGGGCAAAUGCCAGCUCUCCGAUCGCCGGCGUCAGCCACGACCUAGCCGUGCUGUCGCAGUUGAGCGUGAGCGCGCCCGUCGACUCGGUGCUUCAGAACUCGGCCCAGGCCUUUCUGCAGGGCCUGUACCCGCCGGCCGGCUCCGUCGCGACGCAGAAGCUCGCCAACGGCACGGACACCAACCCUCCCCUCGGCGGAUAUCAGUACAUUCCCGUCAACGCCGUGACAAGCGCUGCGAGUGGUUCCAGUUCCGAGAACAGCGUGUGGCUCCAGGGCACGUCUGGGUGUGGGAACGCUAUGAUCAGCAGCAAUGAGUACUACACCAGCACCGAGUACCUGGAUACGCUGGCUAGCACGGCCGAUUUCUACAAGAGCCUCGAGCCUGUCAUCAACGGCACCUUCACCGAGGCACAGGCCAGCUUCAAAAACGCCUAUGCGAUCUACGACCUGAUUCACGUUGCUACAAUCCACAACAGCACCAUCCCCUCAUCCUCGCUCCUCACCCCUGAGACGCUGCACCAGCUCCAGACGCGCGCCGACCAGCACGAGUGGGGGCUGGCCUACAACAGCAGCUCGCCCAUCCGCGCGGUCUCGGGCGCCGUGCUCGCCGCGCAGAUCGUGCAGUCGCUGAACAGCACGCUCCAGACGGCCUCGGCCGCCAGCGGCCUGAAGCUGGGCAUCCAGUUCGGCGCCUACGGCACGUUCAUGUCCUUCUUCGGGCUCGCGCAGCUGCCGGCCGUGAGCGCCGACUUCACCGGCAUGGUCGACUACGCGUCCUCGUUCGCGGUCGAGCUCGUGACCAACUCGACGGCCGCGCGCCCCGCGGCCGCCGACGUCGCCGUGCGCUUCCUCUUCUCCAACGGCAGCGCCGGCCUCAACGCCGCCGGCCUGCAGCCCUUCCCGCUGUUCGGCCGGCGCGAGACCCUGCUGCCCUGGGACACCUUCGCCUCCGAGAUGGGCAAGUUCGCCAUCGGCGACACGGGCGCGUGGUGCCGCGCGUGCGGCAACACCACGGGCGUGUGCGCGGACUACGCGGCCGGCGCGGCCGGCGCCGCUGGGGGAGACGCGGGCAACGGCGGCGGCGACGGCGGGGUUUCGAGGCCCGUGGCCGGGGUCAUCGGCGCCGUGGUUACGCUCGUCGUCGUCCUGGCGCUGGAGGGCCUGCUCAUGGCCGUCGCUGGCCUGCGGCUAACCAAGAAGAAGGCAGCCUUCAGCACGGAAGCCCAGGCGGACAAGUUGUCUACGUCCAGUAAGUAAGGUAGACACCGGAAUGGCCAUGGAAGUUGCUGUUCGCAUUCAGUCUAGCUCAGGUUGUCUCCGUAUUGAGUCAUCUGGUUCUCUCUGAUGCGCAACACCCUUAGUGACUAGUAGACGGCGACGGAGUCGGCCGAGGCAGAAACCUGCACUGUGGUAUUAGUGUUUCAGGUCAUGUAGAGACCGCAAGACUCUGUACCUUUGUUAGCGCCAGACUUGACAGGAGAAUUACCCGUGGUUUCCUUCCGCAUGCUGGC
Messenger RNA from Thermothielavioides terrestris NRRL 8126, 1896 nucleotides. RefSeq lists its product as uncharacterized. Gene Ontology annotation, molecular function: phosphatase activity. The coding region runs from base 197 to 1642 and encodes 481 amino acids. Gene Ontology annotation, biological process: dephosphorylation. The record is from RefSeq and is a predicted model, not a curated record. Lineage: Eukaryota; Fungi; Ascomycota; Sordariomycetes; Sordariales; Chaetomiaceae. The transcript has 2 exons.